Messenger RNA from Andrographis paniculata, 1144 nucleotides. RefSeq names its product zinc finger A20 and AN1 domain-containing stress-associated protein 5-like. NCBI's taxonomy places the organism in Eukaryota, Viridiplantae, Streptophyta, Magnoliopsida, Lamiales, Acanthaceae. The coding region runs from base 274 to 807 and encodes 177 amino acids. Gene Ontology annotation, molecular function: zinc ion binding; ubiquitin-protein transferase activity. The transcript has a single exon. The record is from RefSeq and is a predicted model, not a curated record. Gene Ontology annotation, biological process: protein ubiquitination.
AUUUCUAGCCAUUUCAUACUGAACCAAUCCACGUUUCUCUCUCACCACCGCUCCUUCUCUUUUCCGUGAAGGAAUUUGAGUUUUUGUUUUUUGUCUUGGUGUUUAUUUGCGUUCAGUCGGUGCGCGAACGCUUGAAUUUGUUGUGGUUGUAAUGGAAUCGUGUCUGUAGAGCUCGAUACGUGGAGAAGCGUGUUGGUGGAGAGUUUCUGAUUUUUGUUGUAUAUUUAGAGUUGUGAUUUUUGCCGGUGAUUUGUGCUUUUCCUUUGAGCGGUGAUGGCGCAGAGGACGGAGAAGGAAGAGACGGAGUUUAAGGUCGCGGCUGAGACCAUCACGAUGUGCGUCAAAUGCGGCGUUGCGGGGAAUUCGGUUGCUAAUAAUUUAUGUCAGAAGUGUUUCGGCGCUACGACCGCUGCCUCGACGUCUGCAGCUGCGUCCGCUACGUCGCCGGCGGGCGGAGGGAAACCUGUUAAUCAUGUGUUCUCGGAGAAACCUUUCAGAUCUAGCCCGUCGUCGAGGUCGUCGCCGGGGAGACUGUUCAAGCCGGAGGAAACGAAUGGAGAUCUGAAGCAAAAUGCUUCCACGGAGGCGGAGACGCCUCCUCCGGUGAGAAGAGAGGUCAAUCGAUGCUUCGGUUGUCGGAGGAAGGUAGGUUUGACCGGAUUCAGAUGCCGAUGUGGCGAGCUUUUCUGUGCGGAGCAUCGGUACACGGAUCGGCACGAGUGCAGCUACGAUUACAAAUCCGCAGGGCGAGAAGCCAUAGCGAGGGAGAAUCCAGUGGUCAAAGCCGCGAAAAUCAUCAAAAUUUGAAACAACUAGAAUUUAAGUCGAAAAUGAGAUGACGGUGGAAUUCAACGUGGGUUGAAGAAAUGAAGAUCAAUCGAUCGAUCAUUGCUGCUCAAAUCAAUGUAAGAUUGCUAUAUUUCUAUUCGCACGAAGACAACAAGGCUGAAAAAGGUGGGGGAAAUUCUUCCAUAUUUCGUCACGAAAACCUUCAUAUAUCACAAAAAUAAAAAAGAAUAUGUGAGAUAUACAUGCAUUCUCUUCCAUCUCCAGUUCUCCACCAUCUGCUAGAGUUUGGUUUCAAUAUGUAUGGCGAUGUUCUCUGCUUGUGUUGAAUAAUAUUUAUCAACAUUAACAAAGUUUA